ACCCUGCGGAGUCCUUCUGGGAGGCGGGAGCUGAAGGAUGGGGCUGCACGAUAGCGUCGUUCACGCCGGGGAGCCCGAGGAGGAGGAAGAAGAGCUGGUGGAUCCUUUAGAAACAAUCCGUGAGCACUGCGAGCAGACGGAGAAAUGUGUGAAGGCAAAGGAGCGGUUGGAGCUGUGUGAUGCACGGGUGUCAUCCAGGUCCCAGACAGAAGAGCAGUGCACAGAGGAGCUUUUUGACUUCCUGCAUGCCAGGGACCACUGUGUUGCUCACAAACUCUUCAAGAGCCUGAAGUGAAGGUGGGCAUGGCUGUUCACCUGCUUCCACAGCUGGUGUUGGCAGUUCCUGGAUCCAGUACUGCUUCCUGCCUGUUCAUUCUCCAUGCUCAGUAUAAAUAAAUCAGCUUCCUGGCAGCGACUGAGUGUCAACAUGUCUCUGCAUCUGUUCUCCUGAAAGAAGAUGUGCAGCUAUACAAAAAACGUGUCGGUGUUCUGUGAUUUUCCAUAUUAAACAGUGAGAGUUCCCAUAGAAA
Messenger RNA from Pogoniulus pusillus (Red-fronted tinkerbird), 530 nucleotides. Its product is annotated as cytochrome b-c1 complex subunit 6, mitochondrial. The record is from RefSeq and is a predicted model, not a curated record. Lineage: Eukaryota; Metazoa; Chordata; Aves; Piciformes; Lybiidae. Gene Ontology annotation, biological process: mitochondrial electron transport, ubiquinol to cytochrome c. The transcript is spliced from 4 exons. The coding region runs from base 38 to 295 and encodes 85 amino acids.